Messenger RNA from Paramacrobiotus metropolitanus, 1817 nucleotides. RefSeq lists its product as uncharacterized. The transcript is spliced from 3 exons. Lineage: Eukaryota; Metazoa; Tardigrada; Eutardigrada; Parachela; Macrobiotidae. The record is from RefSeq and is a predicted model, not a curated record. The coding region runs from base 1 to 1692 and encodes 563 amino acids.
AUGCAUCUGUACGAAAACGAUAAACAACCGCUUUACACGUGGAACGCGGUGGAUGUGGAGAUCGGCGGUCUGCUGCAGCACGGCUACGUCGUCGGCCUGGAAGAGAAGUCAGAGAACGACCUCACUCCGCCACGUCUGAUCGUGAAUUUCGGAUGCCCGGCACAGCAGGCGGUGAUUGUGGAAUACGGGAAGAUCUGGGACUGCUCCACACAUCGAUCCAUUCGAAGGCGCGCGGUAACCGAUGUGGAGGGGCUGCUGCACGACGGCACGCACCGUGUCUGGAAAUGGCAUCCCGGGAAAACGACGGUCCCACGGUUCGAUGAGGUGGAUGGUGUAACAUUGGUGGAGGUGACGAUGGACGGACAGUGUCGCCGCGAACUUAUUCCCUACCGACAGAUCCGCGAUCCGAUCCAAAGGCAGCUCCUUCCAGACGACCAUUUCGUCAUGCAGACGUGCCGUGUGCCCAACGGAUACUGGACAUUGCAGUCGUCUGCAUCUGCGUCGCUGCUGCGGGAAGUUGAGCGGAAAUUCUAUCUGCGAUUUUUCAAGGUUCUCAGCCAGGAAAUGCACUUUGUGCGACGGCGCCAGAAUAGGACUUUGCGGCAUAUGUCGCUGGAUGCAGAUCUAGCGAGUGUGCUCGAAAGAGAGACGAAGGCUGCUUUGCGCGUGUUGAACCGCAAUCUACCCGAAGAAAUCGACGAGCCGGAAAGUGAGCUCAAGCGGAAAAAGCCGUUGAUUGUCGUUGAAGGGAAAUUGCUGACGUUGCCGUUGGAAGUGCUGAAGGAGAGCUUCCACGCACUGGACACCGUCGAUCGACAGCGUUGCCGCCGUACUUGUCAACUGUUCGACGCCCUUCUCACUUCGCUGGAUUUGUGCAAAGAUGUUCGUAUAGCGCUGGGAAGACCUAGUCCGUCAUCUGUGAAGUUGGAUUGCAAUUACCUCCCUUAUGUCUGCAUCUUCAAGCACGUUACACCCCCUACUUGCACAAUCUGGAUCAACAAUACCGAUACGGCUGACAUUAACCGCCGCAAUCGAGGUCCGGGUUACACCGACGAUUCACCGUUACCGAAAGCGCUGGAUCUUGUGAGGAAGGUUCUGCAUGACGCCGGCAGCCGCGUCGGCCGUUUGAUCGUGUCGGGGCGAGUAAUAAGGGGCUCAGUGCAGCUCUCCUUCCAGUGGAAGCUAAGCGCUCUCUCCGCUGCAUUAUCCGCGCACAUAUCCAACCUGAUGUCGUGCUGCGAGCGUUUAAUUGUAAAGAACUAUCUCCUCGUAGUGGAAAGUCCGCACGGCUCGCCCUUGAUGGUCUUCUGCAUUCCGACUGCCGUCUUCACUAGAGGAAAUGCUGAUGCGGCGCAUAUUCUGGAUGUAUUCGAGGAGCAUUUGCGCUGCGACCAGCCGCCGUUGGACGUUCAGCGUAUUGCCCAGUGCCUUGCCGAACGGACAAAGAGCGAAGUCAAGGCCAAGAAUGUGAUCAAGAUUCUUCAUGACUACCAAUCCUGCGAUCCGCGUCCAUCGGCACAUUACCGAAACCAAACGUGGACGACGGACAACGUGGCCGGCGUGGAUGUGGUCAAGCUGAACCGAUUCUCCCUGUUUGCCUUGUCGCGUUGCAUGCGUGGGUUGAGUCUUGAGACCAGCAUUCGCUUAGGAGGACAGCGGCCAUUCCGAUCAACCCAGCAGCGAAUCCAGUAACUACAGCCCGGGAAGGAACAAGUGUAAAAUUUGCAAGCAUUACGGAGUUUAAAUCCAGAUUCACGACUUUUCGAUCAGAAGCCUAUUUAGCUUCAUUAACGAUUACGCAUGCGUUCUCUUUUGCA